UCAUCGCGUCAGUGCAGAGCGGAGGGAAUUUCCUUCAGCGUGUGUUAAAGGGGCGGAAGUCAGUCAGACGCUCGGUUGAGUUUCAAAACUCGUUUUGUCUCUCCUCCUCACUCACAGUUGGACUCCACAGCGGCUCAGAGCAGCUCAGAGGCUGUGAAUUGGACUUUUUGGCAGUACCCACGACAGCGACCCGCUCCACCAUGAGUAACUACAGCGUGUCCUUGAUCGGACCUUCACCCUGGGGCUUCAGACUUCAGGGUGGCAAGGACUUCAGCAUGCCGCUCACCAUCUCCAAACUGACAGAGGGUGGAAAGGCAGCGAAGGCCAAGAUCAGCGUUGGGGACGUUGUGCUCUCUAUAGAUGGCAUCGCCACAGAGGGAAUGACACACCUGGAAGCCCAGAAUAAAAUCAAAGCCUGUACGGGAAACCUGAACCUCUCGCUGCUGAGAUCUUCCAGUGUCACUAAAACGGAGGCCCCGAAGGAGGAGCCGCAGGAGAUCAUAAAGCCCGUUCCCAUCACCCAAACGCCCGCGGCCGCCAGCAGCCCCGCCAGCCUGGCCCCGGGAAACAGCGCCUACAAUAAGACGGCGCGGCCCUUCGGCGGGACCGUAAACACGGUCAGAUCGGUCAGUCCGUCCCCUGCCGCGCCCAAAGCCUCCAUCCCCUCCGCCUCCUCUGCGUUCACCCCGGCCGCUCCGUCCCAGCAGCCUCCUCAGCCUCCGUUCCCGCUGGGAGCCAAUCGCACGCUGUCCUCUCCUAGCUCCGCCCCUAAACCCGCCUCUGGGCGCUCCCCCUUUGCUAACUCCUCCUCCACGUCAUCUUCUGGCUCCUCCUCCCCGGCGAGAGUGACGGUUCCGGCUCCGCCCCCGGCCCCUGCGCCCGCCCCCGCUGCCCCUCAUUCGUCCGUGUAUAACACGCCCAUCAACCUCUACUCCAAUGAGAACGCGUGUGAAGUUGCCAUGGGUCAGAGACGCGGCCUGCUGGAGGGCAGAGUCACAGGGGAACAGCACAACGGAACCGCCCGUAAGCCCGUCCUGGAGGUGGAGGGGAACCACGUUCCUGCGCUGAGCGACGCCAGUAAGAAGCGUCUGAUCGAGGACACGGAGGACUGGCACCCGCGCACCGGCACGUCUCAGUCGCGCUCCUUCCGCAUCCUGGCGCAGAUCACCGGCACAGAGAACGAGCAAGCUCAGGAGAACCGGCCUGGAAAGAAUGAGGCCGCAGAGCAGCUUCAGCCCAGUUCUCAUGCCAUGACUUCAGUCAAAACCAUGAGCAAAGCGCCCGCUGGAGCCCCGCGGCAGGGAAACGGCGUCCCUCCGCCUGCAGCCAAGGGCUGGCAGUCGAGCAGCGCCGCAGGGUUUCCCAAAGCAGGUGCACCUGCGCCGCAGACGGGCCCCUCGUUCGGACGGGUCAGCGACAGCGUCCCGAAGGGCCCGGAACGACCCGCGCCUCAGGUUCACCCCGACGACGAUUCGCUGGUGCAGAGAGCCGAACACAUCCCGGCGGGAACACGCACGCCCAUGUGCGCCCACUGCAACAUGGUCAUCAGGGGUCCGUUCCUGGUGGCGCUGGGCAAGUCGUGGCAUAAGGAGGAGUUCACCUGCACUCACUGUCACAGUUCUCUGGCAGACGUGGGUUUCGUGGAGGAGCAUGGCUCCGUUUACUGCGAGCGCUGUUACGAGCAGUUUCUGGCCCCGAGCUGCUUCAAAUGCCAGCAGAAGAUUCUGGGGGAAGUCAUCAAUGCCCUGAAGCAAACCUGGCAUGUGUACUGCUUCCUGUGCACCACCUGCCAGCAGCCAAUCCGCAACAACACCUUCCACCUGGAGGACGGACAGCCGUACUGCGAGAUGGAUUACUACACCCUGUUUGGCACCAGCUGUCACGGAUGUGAUUUCCCCAUCGAAGCGGGCGAUAAGUUCCUGGAGGCGCUGGGAUUCACCUGGCACGACACCUGCUUCGUCUGCGCGGUGUGCAGCACGAGUCUGGAGGGUCAGACCUUCUUCUCCAAGAAAGACAAGCCCCUGUGCAAGAAACACUCUCACACCGUCCAGUUCUGAUCUCAGAACAGAGUCAAACGCGCUGAUGGUCACAUUUGACUCUUGUCAGAUUCAUUUUAGUAAACGAAUGAGAAAUAUUGGCUUCAGUUUCCCUCCAAAAGCUCAUCAUGAGAUCAGAAACGGCGUUAAUGGUUGAUCUGCUUUACUGAAUAAGGUUCGGUUUAAUAUCCAGUGUUGCAUUGUGGGUGUUUUUGUCUGUUUUUGAGCAAGUUUCAUGCAUUGCAGUGUUUGAUUGAGAUCUUUACCACGAUUGAAAAUAAUUUUGACAUGCAGAAGAUAUUUCAUUAGUUAUUUUCAGCAUUACAGAAGUUCUUAUUCUAUUUUCCACAUGUAUUUAAAGAGCCAUUGACUCGGUGAUAAUAUAUUUUCACACUCGUAAGAUCAGCGUACGUGUGUUCGGCCGUUUGGACGGCGUCUCUCUUUCUCCUCGUCCCGCUACAGUUUGGCCAGCUCUCCUCAUGCAGGUAUAUUUUAUAUUUAUUGAGGCGGGACGGGGAUUUCGGGGGCUUUCCAGGAGCUUUGCACGUGUUUAACGGCACCGACAGCGUCAGUGCUUUCAGAACGGUGAUAUUUAAUGUUUUAUGAGUUAUUUCUCUGCUCUUUUAAUUGUGUCAGGUUUGUGGAUUGUCUGAUCGUCUCACUGCCUUUAUUUGUAUUAAUAUACUGAAAUGUGUUUCAUGUUUAGGCCUAAAGUAAUUCAGAUUUGUUCUAAUUGUUAGCAGUCGUUUUUAAGCUAAUGAGGGUUGAUGGUUCAUGUGCAUCUUCAUUAACUUUGUUCUAGUUGCCUGUUAUUCACUUCUUUAAUCUGAGAUGGGAUGAAAAAUAAAACACUGUUCUUCUCAAA
Molecule: messenger RNA, 2901 nt
Organism: Labeo rohita (rohu)
Lineage: Eukaryota; Metazoa; Chordata; Actinopteri; Cypriniformes; Cyprinidae
Gene: pdlim5b
Product: PDZ and LIM domain 5b
Exons: 13
Coding region: 201-2057 (618 amino acids)
Biological process (GO): muscle structure development; heart development; actin cytoskeleton organization
Cellular component (GO): filamentous actin; stress fiber; Z disc
Molecular function (GO): actin binding; muscle alpha-actinin binding
Source: RefSeq, a predicted model, not a curated record